Osmerus eperlanus (European smelt) is the source of this 3464-nucleotide messenger RNA. It is a transcript of the gene lrfn5b, whose product is annotated as leucine rich repeat and fibronectin type III domain containing 5b. The record is from RefSeq and is a predicted model, not a curated record. Gene Ontology annotation, molecular function: protein binding. Lineage: Eukaryota; Metazoa; Chordata; Actinopteri; Osmeriformes; Osmeridae. The transcript is spliced from 6 exons. Bases 674 to 3094 code for a protein of 806 amino acids.
ACUCGAUUGGUGCCAUCAGGGAAAGGUUGACAGCAGUCAGCGACUGCUGUAACGCCCUUACUGAGGGCAGAAACUGAACCUGAAACUGCUGCCUCUCAAUCAAUCUGGAUUAAUUUACUUUGAGCCUGCCCUGCAUCUCCAGCAGACCUGCGGGGACGAGAGACGCUAACAUCUGGCUUGCUGUAAAGCGAUCCAAAUUCACCACCACCAGUCAGUCAGCGCUGUAGACAGCAGCCUGUCCCCACAAAGGCGUUUUCUCUGCUAAAACGGUGCGUGCGGGCGUAAUGCGCAGCAGAGGCAUAUGUAGCUGGAGAUCUGCAGCCUCAAAGCGAAAGCAGGACCCUUCAGCCUGCGGUUUUUUAGAUAGGCUACAAAACAUCUAGUAGUCUGAGCAUUUUCAACGAAUAUACACUGAGGGAAGGCAUUGGAAUGUGGCUUACUAUGCUGCUUAUGGAUUUCUUGAAGGGCAUCGGUGAAGGCCGUUAAACUGUAUGGAUCCAGCGCGCGUUUUUGGGACACCUGAAUAAUCUCAAUGAACCACCAUCGAAGUCUAUUUAUCUUUUAAAAUGCCUGGGUACUCAGACUAGUUGUAUUCGCGGCGAAUUGUGUCACGCCACAUCGAGUAGGACUGAUGUUCCAUCUUCAAGGUGUGUUACCCUGAUUGGAAGAUCCAAUGGAGAUCCUGUUGCUUUAUUUAAUGGUCAUUAGCAUGGCUGUGAACGCCCACAAAGUCCAAAUCUGCCCCAAACGCUGUGUCUGUCAGAUGCUCAAUCCAAACCUGGCAACCCUCUGCGACAAGAAAGGGCUUCUCUUCGUUCCCCCUAACAUUGACAGACACACAGUGGAGAUGCGUCUAGGAGACAACUUUGUCACCAGCAUCAAGCGGAGAGACUUUGCCAACAUGACCAAGCUGAUGGACCUUACCUUGUCCAGGAACACCAUCGGCUCCAUCUCACCCCACGCCUUCAAGGACCUUGAGAACCUGCGGGCCCUGCACCUGGACAGCAACCGCCUGGCCCGUCUCACCAACGACACCUUCAGCGGCAUGUCUAAACUGCACCACCUCAUCCUCAACAACAACCAGCUUGUCCACAUUCACAUGGGGGCCUUCAACGACCUGACUGCUCUGGAGGAACUGGACCUGUCCUACAACAACCUGGAGAGCGCCCCCUGGGUGGCCAUCCAGAGAAUGUCGAGUCUCCACACCCUGAACCUGGACCACAACAUGCUCAGCUACAUUCCUGAGAGGACCUUCUCCGGCCUGCAGAAGCUCAAGCGGCUGGACGUCACGUCCAACAAGCUCCAGAAGCUUCCGCCCGACCCCAUGUUCCAGCGGGCGGGGGUCCUCGCCACUUCGGGGAGCAUGGGCCCCACGUCGUUCGCGCUGAGCUUCGGGGGGAACCCCCUGCGGUGUAACUGCGAGCUGCUGUGGUUGAGGAGGCUGCGGAGGGAGGACGACCUGGAGACGUGCGCCUCGCCGCAGCACCUGGCCGGCAGGUACUUCUGGACCGUGUCUGAGGAGGAGUUCCUGUGCGAGCCGCCGCUGAUCACCAGGCACUCCCAGGAGCUGCGUGCUUUGGAGGGCCAGAGUGUGGCGCUGCGCUGCAAGGCCAGGGGAGACCCCGACCCCAUCAUCCACUGGAUCGCCCCUGACGGCCGCCUCAUGUCCAACUCGUCCCGGGCUGCGGUCCACAGCGACGGAACGCUCGACAUCCUCAUCAGCACCUUGAAGGACUCAGGCUCCUUCACCUGUGUGGCCUCCAACCCAGCAGGAGAAGCUCAGCAGAACGUGGACCUGGUCAUCACAAAACUCCCCCACAUCAGCAACGCCACCGGGCCGGAACAGGAACCUGACCCCGGCUCGUCCGACAUCGCCACGGUGACCAAGACUGGAGGGUAUGUGGCGGGGGUGCCUCAUGGGAACCCCAAGACCAGCCAGGAGAAGACGGUGGUCGUGGCUGAGGCGACGUCCACCUCGGCCCUCGUCAAGUUCAACUUCCAGAGGAUCAUCCCAGGCAUACGCAUGUUCCAGAUCCAGUACAACGGCACCUACGACGACUCGCUGGUGUACAGAAUGAUCCCACCCUCCAGCAAGAGCAUCAUGGUCAACAACCUAGCAGCAGGGACGCAGUACGACCUGUGUGUGCUGGCCAUCUACGACGAUCAGGUGACCUCCCUGACAGCGACAAGAGUGGUUGGCUGCAUCCGCUUCACCACCGAGCCCCAGUACCUGCGGUGCCACUUCAUGCAGUCCCAGUUCCUGGGCGGGACCAUCGUCGUCAUCAUCGGAGGAAUCAUCGUGGCGUCCGUGCUGGCCUUCAUCAUCUUCCUCAUCGUGCGCUACAGAGUCUGUAACCAAGGCGACUUAGACAAGACUCUGGAAAUGGGAGACAUCCGCUCUCUGAGCAGCGACGGGCAGCUGCAGGGCUGCGGCCUCCCCAAGUCCCUGUCCAAGCAAAUCCUCCGUCCGGAGAAGGACGAGAAGGAGAGUCUGAGGGUGGCUCUGCCCCUUCCUGAGCCCGUCAAGCUCCGCCCGGCUGGCGCCCCCGCCGCCGCCGCUGCUGCCGCCGCCCCCAACAACAAAUCUUCCCUCCCUGACUGCACAGUCACUACCUCCGCUGCCAGUCACAACUGGCACCCCGCUUCUCCGGGACCGCUGAGGCCCAAACGCUCCGUCGCACCUGCCAAGCCCUCAGAAGUCCGCCGAGCCGAAGGCCAGAGUGUUGUGGAGCUGGAGAACAUGAACCGGAACAACUCCUCAGAAGUCAAAAUGGCUAGUGGCGCUGUGGCUGUUCCCUCCCUCGCCUCCACCAACUGGACACCGGCUGAAAGGGGUUCCCGCCCCCGUGACGGCACCCGCUAUUACAAGACUGUGCCUGCGGGGGGCGUGAGGGUGAACCGGAGGCACUCCCUGAAUGUGGACUCAUACAUGGAGCAGCGGUGCUACGUCAGCUAUCCCAAGCCGGGUGGAAAUCUGCGGUCCAAACGCAGCCUGUCCAUGAGCGGGGAACUGCCCCAACUGGAGAGCACGAACAUUCGCCGGGGGAGAGACAAGUUGUCUAAGUCUGAAUGGCUUCUGGAGAGCACUUUAUGAUUGAGAUUUUUCGGAAUAGUUUGUCUCUUUUCCUGGAGUGAAUUUGUGCCCAGCUGAGUCUGGGCUACACACACUAUGACAUUGGAGUUUUUCUGUGUUCUCAGUCUCAAAUGAGAGACCCACAAGCUCUCUUUUGUACAUCUGAGAGCAAGGUAGCCGUACAGGGUUUAUGAGCAUAUGUUUAACAUUUGUUUUUUACCUACUAUCCUAUCAAAGUCAUCUUUAAAGCGACUUUGGACAUAACUUUGAUGAAAGGCACAAAAAUGUAUAAAGCAACUUCAUGUACAAAAAUGUUAAGUUGUGUAACAUAUAACUCGAGACACAUGUAAGUGUUCACCUGAACGCAGUCAAAUUGUUGGGCUUAUAGCAA